UUUAUGGGAAACAUUUCGUAGGGAGAGGUUGAAUAUAGUCAGUUUGAUGCAGACAAACCCGAUACAAGAUCCCAACGUCGAAAGUUUAAAUAGAGACUAUUGAUGACGCUGGUCAAUACUCAAGCCAAACCUGUCUUUUCUUCUGCGGCUGUGAGAUCACGAACGAAAAACUAACAACGAAAGAGUAAUAGAUGCGAAUUGGCGCUGUUUCUAACAUCUAUUACAAUAAACGUAGGAUAACCUCUAAUUGUUGCAGUGGUGAGACGACUGGACAAUGUACUCCGGCUCGCGCAGGAGGACACAAAGAAACAUAAUUGAUCUCAUCCACAUCGCACGGUUCUUGACGGAGUGAUCACUGACAAUCUACCUGUAUCUUUUCACUAAUCCGGGUGCGUCAGGUGGCGUCAAGGGAGAGAGCUAGAUGAAUCACGUUGGGCAUGUAAGGACCUUUGCUGUGAUUCAGAGCUGCCUUUGUGGAUAAAAGACAUUUGUGGUUUAUACACAUUUUGGAGUAUUAUUUAUUACACGGUUGACCUGCAAACUAGAGUUUAAAAUAUCAAAAUCCUACAGAUUUUGACAAUAACUGUAGGUUUCUCUUACGUACAUUAUAGUAGCACGAAGUAUGGCGACACUUGAGCAUUCUGUUUUGCAAAGUUUAAAGUGUCCGGUUUGUUUUGGUUUGCUGAAUGAACCAAAACAACUUUCAUGUACACACACAUUUUGUCCAAAAUGUAUUCAAGGUAUUCUAGCAUGCUCUGUACAGAGGAAUACUUUAUCAUGUCCAAUAUGUAAAAACACAACAAAUGUCGCAGAUGGCGAUGUUGCCAAUCUUAAAACUAACAUACCUGUUAAGUCACUUGUUGAUGACGUCAGGAAUAGUAAACAGCUCUGUGACGUGUGUGACAAGCGAGAAAGUGCCGCACGCUUCUGUUGCGAAUGUGAUAAGAACAUGUGUAACGCAUGUCUGCAAGCUCAUGACACAUGGACACCUAAUCUUAAACAUAAAGUAGUGAUGGUUGAAGACAUCAGAAAGGGUAGGGUAGUCUUAAAGAAGAAGGUUUACUGUCAAGAAGAAGUACAUAAAUCUGAAGAGUACGAAUGCUCUGACGUAUGCACGACAUGUAAGAAGCUCAUUUGUAUGAGAUGUCGCAUGCUCUACCACGAAAAAAGUGGCCACGAUGUUGAAGAUUUAAGAGAGUACAAUUCUUCUUUCAAGAAGAGCUCUGAAUUACUACAGGAUCAAGGAAAGGCGAAACUUAAAAUAGUCAAGAAUCAUAUGACUUGUAUUGAUAAUCAAAUCAAACGGGUCAAUGAUCACAUAGAUGGAGAAAAGGCAAAAAAUAACAAGAUUUACGUAGACGCUAUCAAGAAAAUAAAAGAGAGGAAUAUUACAUUGAACAAGCAAUUAGAUGACCAGAAAGAAGAAUUAGCCAAGAGCUUAAAUAAUAUGAAAAUUGAUGAUGAGAGAUUAGUUAAGAGCAUUGAGAAUGCAAGUGAAUUGCUGAGUAAUAGUUUGAAAUGCCCACUAGAAGGAGAUGUUGUAGCAAUUCAUGAUUCAUUGUCUGGUGAAUUGAAGAAUGUAUUAGAUAGGGAUAAUCCAAAGAAAAGGGCAGCUACUGAUGUAGGCGAUCAUGCAGAGAAACUGAAGUAUACACCAAGCUGCGAUCCUCAUACAUUGUCAUUGUGGGAACUAAGGUUUCUGAAAAGUGAGGCGAAAUGCAAUGCAGUAAUCUCAGAGAAAGGAUGUUUGGAUUGCACAGCUGCUAGAGAGGAUGGAAUGAUGGCUGUUGGAUAUAGCCCAGAUCGAGGGAUUGACAUCUUCUCUCCCGAUGGUCGGCUGCAGAAAACAGUCAUCAAAUAUUUCAAAUUAAGUGAGGUAGGAUUCCUCUCUGAUGGUCGUUAUGCUGUGCGUGGUUUUGAUAAUAAGAUUUCACUGUACACAUCAGAUGAAGAGAAGCAGGAUGUGACAUUCGAUACUAUAGGCUACAGUGAAGGUGGGUCUGGUGAUCUCACUGUAGACAGCAAUGAUCUGAUCUAUGUUAGCUACAGGAGAGCUAAGAAGAUACAGGUUUUCUCACCAUCAGGUGGGAAGGCUAUCAGGGAGAUACCAUGCGAUCGGUAUGAACCCUCCCAUAUCACAAGUUAUGGUGACACAUUGAUCGUGAAGCAGUACAGGAAUGCAAUAAUACGAAUUGAUAUGAAAGGUGAUAUAAUGCACAAAUUAAAGAAACCAUGGGGAAAUGACCUCCAUGCUGCUGUGAGUAAAGACAAUACAAUCCUUAUUGCCUCUGUAAGACGCAAUGAAGGUCUGCUCAAUAUCGAUGAGUACACCGGUGAGCUGAAACACAUCCGAACUCUCAUAUCUGAUUACAAGAUUGAGAGACCGGAGAGGCAAUGGUAUUACCUUUUACAGUUUUAAUCAGGAGAGAUAUCUUACACUGGACAGGUUCUAUUCAACCUAUUUAAACUAGUGAAGUUUCCUUGGUAAGAAUAUUAUGUUUGGAAGCGUUUAGUAGCCGAUUUUCUAACUACUUUAUAUAAUCUUCAAUUUAUAAGUUUCAAUAUUGAUCUUGGUAGUCAUGUUCCUUUGAGGUAAGAAUCAAUAAAUUGUAUUAAUUCCAUUCGAUCGAAAUAGAAUCACGUAUACAAUAGAAUAGUUAAAGACAAAAGUACAUGAUAUACACCCAUUGCAAAACAUAGUAUUGGUGUUACAUACAGAAGAAAGUAAUGAAAUGAAAUUUGAGACGAGUCUGCACAAUUAAACAAAAUAACUUCAAUUGAAGAAGCUCUGUCCUUAACUGUACCCCAAUUGUAUCAUGUUUAGCAUAUUUUCCGUUUAGGGGUCAUCAAGAUUUUACUGCUCAUUUAUUUACCAUUCCUAAAAUAAAGCAGUCUGAAGGAUUCCUGAAAUCUCCAUUUUGAAUAAAGAAUUGUUUGUUUAAUGUUAUCCUUUCUUUAAAAAAAAUCAUUUUACACACCCUAUUUACGAAGAAAUAUGUCCAAACAUCAAUUCACAAAUACAUGUCUACAUGUAUGACAUCAAAUCAAUAUUUGAGAAUUGAAACACAGCAGAUUACAUUAUUCCGAAAAUAAUAAAAUCUAUAUUUCAUAACCAAUGUUUACUUGCUUGAUGAAAAAAUGAAUAUUCUAUGAGAUAAACGACUGAUGUGACAACGUGACCAGUAAUGGGCCUGGUACCAUAUAGUACAGAUAUAUAAAAUAAAAAAAAAUAUUCUUUUUUUAAAGGUAUGAUUUUGGUUGAGAAUGGGGAUUAAUAAAUACUAGUUCCAAUUGGUAUUAUGUAAGUGCAUGCAUGUGCGUAUCUUGGGAAUAGGCCGGGCAUCUUCAGGGAAAUGAAAUGAGGAAAAAUUUAAGACUUACAAAAAAAAUCAAAAGCAAUGAUUAAUCACAUUUACAGUUUAAUCUAAUUAAAAAAACAAUCAACCAAAUAGCAAAUCAAUGCGGCCCAACAUUCGGGUGUUGAAAAAUCCUGGCGGAAGUUUACUAUUUGCCCCUUACUUGGCCUUUCAUAGACCCAAUACUGAUAGAAGUGAGGUGAUAGACAUGAAACACGUAACGUGGUAACGGUGAAUUCUUAACUGGAGAGUAACAAUUAUUUUAUUCAUCUUUAUCAUUAUGAUUUGGUUCGUAUGAUAAUAAUAGUGAUAUUAUCAUAAAUUGUAAUAUACGAAAUUCAUGCAUAAUUAUGAUAAAGUUUCACAUUAGCCAAUUUAUGUAGGUUACUUUUGCUUUUGGCGUUAUAUACCCUGCAUGGAAGCUAUGGUAUGCUAUUGAUCAGUUUGUUCAUAAUAAUUUUCAUUACAUAUUCUUUUUGUUUUUUUGAUAUUGCCACUAACAUAAAUAAACAUCAAUGAGCAAUGAAAACAAACAUACAUGUUGUAUAGAGGGAGGAACAGAUGGACAUAUGGGCAUAUACAUGUACAUAUAU
Messenger RNA from Lytechinus variegatus (green sea urchin), 3949 nucleotides. Its product is annotated as tripartite motif-containing protein 59-like. The transcript has 3 exons. Gene Ontology annotation, molecular function: zinc ion binding; ubiquitin-protein transferase activity. Gene Ontology annotation, cellular component: chromatin; nucleoplasm. Gene Ontology annotation, biological process: positive regulation of DNA-templated transcription. Lineage: Eukaryota; Metazoa; Echinodermata; Echinoidea; Temnopleuroida; Toxopneustidae. The coding region runs from base 623 to 2419 and encodes 598 amino acids. The record is from RefSeq and is a predicted model, not a curated record.